AUGGACGCAGAAGACGCAUCCAAUACGCAUCCAACUUCUGCAGAAUCUCCAGAAUCACAAAGACCUCAACAUCGCCGCGCUGAUCGCAUCCAUGAGAACCUAACUAUAAUUCCACCACCUCCUCAUCAACGAAGUGAGAGCACAUCCAGCGCAUUUCCUAUCGCGCAGUCUGUUCCCAUCAAUGCGAGCGGCUUCCGUAGGACACGGUCAUAUUAUUCGACUUCAAUUCCGAACGAAGCAGUGCCUUGGAGCGCAUUAAGACGUUAUAAUGAUGGGUCGUUUGUACAAUCACCUGGUUUCGGAGAUGUGGACGAUUAUUUCGGGUUUGGCCAGCUGGCGUAUAACAUGUCGCCCCGUGACGAGAGGGGUGGAGGAGGAUUUGACGCCGCUGCAGAUGGGAUUAGGCAGAGAACGAUUUCUGAUGGUUCGAGCAGAUUCAAUACCAUUACAUCAUCGGAGCAAGUUUCACUUCUCAAUUCGUUAGAUUCUGAUUCUGACUUCGAUUAUAACGACUACGAGUCGUCUUCCACUCUCGAGCAUCCCAACUGUCUCAUCUCUACUUACUACCACAUUAAGAAUUUUCUCAAGAAGAAAUUAUAUCUGUCGCCAAGUGAAAAGGAUGUAGUGAAAUGUGCAUUGGCAUAUUUCUUAGCUUCACUAUUUACAUUUGUACCAGCGUUGAAUUCGUUGUGCGAUUUCGAUCGUGAUCGUAAUUCGUAUUUAGUUGCUGCAGUUGCCGUGUUCUUUAACCCCGCAAAGACACUGGGUGGAAUAUUUGAGGCUGUAUUUUUUGCUCUCGUUGGUGGAUUUUACGGAUGUUUGGUCGGAAUAGCAUCAAUGGCCUGUGCAGUCUGGUUUAAUGACAAUGAUUUGCGUACAUUGGGUCACUUAGUUAGUGUUUUGUGGUGCGGUGGAACGCGAGAAGGAAGUGUUCAUCUUGGUGUAUUUAAGCUAGACAAAAUAUUUCAAGUUACAAAGAUUGUUUUGAUAGGUGUUGGAACAAGCUUUAUAGUCGCCGUGCUUGUAUGGCCUGUGAGCGCGAGCAAAAGACUCAAAAAGAAUAUUGAACAGACAUUAGACGGUUUUUGUCUUCUCCUCAAAUUACUCACCAAAGCUUUCCUCAUAGACAAUGUCAAUUACACGGACGAGUCUGUGCAAAGAGCCAUUACCUCUCAUCGAGCAACGUUCACUUCUCUCAUUACAUCAUUAGCGCAGGCCAGAUUAGAAAUACACAACAGAGGAAUGCAACGUCGAUUUGGCUUGUAUGAAGAAGCUGUGCAAGUGCUUCAACGCUUAGCUCAACAUCUCAGCAGUUUACGAAGUUGCUGUGGUAUUGAGUUGGAAAUGAUCAAAGACAUGGGUAAUCACGAUCCCAAGCCAACCGUUCCAUUAACCCCGACACGAACAAGUGGAGUACGUUUUGAGGAUGGCAAUAUGCAUCGUAGACCGACUGCUCCUACAGAGGAAGAGGAGGAGUAUGGUGACAUAACUAUUCUGCUCGAGUUCAUCCAAUGCGUUGGACCUCAUCUGAAAUCUCUCGCGUAUACAUGUAAGCGAACUAUGAAAGAUCUCGAAGGCCAAUUUUCCGAAAAGAGACGUCAAUCAGAAGGCCCGCCUGACUUUAAUCAGUUAUAUCAAAACCUCGAAGCCGCCCUUGCCCAGUUUGAAACAUCUCAGAGCCGCGCUGUUACGCGACUAUACAAGCGGAAGACAAUUGUUGAUCAUUAUGAUGGGCGAGCGAACGAAGAGAUUUUCUUAAUAUAUUUCUUCGCAUUCAAUCUUCGAGAAUUCUCCAAGGAACUGGAAAGGUUGGUUGACGUGUUUGGAAAAAUUUCUGACUCGGAGGAACGCGUCAAGGAGACACGAAGAAGGCGUGGAUGGUGGCGCUGGUUAUGUUGGUGCUGUUAUGGAUGUAUCGAUGAGCUUCAGGAGCUGAAGUAUGAAUCAAAGACCAGGUCUCACAUAGAGUUUCCAGAACACUCUCACAAUCUUUUUGAUACCAUUCAGACGCCCAAACCAAAGACCAAGUGGCAACAAGUACAACUGAGGGUGUGGAAGAGAUUAUCAUGGUUUAGACAAUUUGAAGUAAAGUAUGCUACCAAAGCAGCUGUUAGUGCAGCGAUAUUGUCGGCACCGGCAUUUAUUGAUUAUACUCGAGAGACUUUUGUGAGGUAUCGUGGUGAAUGGGCUUGUAUUUCGAUGAUGGUAGUCAUGGCUCCAACAGUAGGAAGUACGAAUUUAAAUAGUUUUUACCGCGUUUUCGGUACUCUAUUUGGUUCGUACCUCGCCUUCAUAGUCACCUUGCUCUUCCCGCCGAACGCUGCAAUUUUAGCAGUCAUUGGCUUUCUAAUCGCGCUUCCGUGUUUCUACAUUGUCCUCAACACGAAAUAUGAUCGCAUGGGCCAAUUCAUUCUACUUACGUACAAUUUGGUCGCCUUAUCAUACAAGGAAAAAAAUGUCAUGGACAUUGCCCGUUAUCGUGCAGUUGCGGUGGGUACUGGUGUUCUUUGGGGGCUGUUAGUAACUACUUACGUAUGGCCUUACGAAGCAAGAGUAGAAUUGCGAAAGGGACUGAGUAUGCUAUUCAUAAAUAUGUCAUGGCUAUACAAGAAACUGGAAGCAGUAUUUUCUGCAUCACCUGAACGGCCGACUAAUAGGACCGAAAAUUUGCAGCAAACAAACGUUGUGAUAAAUUCAGAAGAUGGCCAUUUGAACGAGUCGGCUAGGGAAUUCUUGGAUUUGGAGCUGUUCCUACAAGUGUCUUUGCUGAAAUUAUACGAUCUCCUCAACGAGACCUCUAAUGAACCACGUCUGAAAGGGCCCUUUCCUCAAACGUCAUAUAGGGAAAUCAUCACCAGUUGUCAGAAUAUUUUGGACAAGCUUUUAUCUAUGCGCAUCGCUGUCACCAAAGAGGAAUGGUACGGUGCUAUUAGGAGAGACUUCAUUAUCCCUAUAAACAAGCAGAGAAGAGAGUUGGUUGGAAACGUGUUGUUAUAUUAUUACACACUUGCAGCGGCUCUCCAAUUGAAAACACCAUUACCUCCAUACCUGCCUCCAGCUGAACAAGCUCGCCUGAUGGAAGAUGUUAUUCGUGAGUUGGAGAAAGUAGGUAAUAUAAUGCAAGAGUUGUUUGGAUGUAUGGGAGGAGAGGAGUUUGACCUGUUCUUUACUACGGAUGCAACAUCGAAUGACGUUGGAAACGAAACGGGUGAUUCGCAAGGCGAAGAAGAUAACGUUAUUCAUGCAGCCGACCCUGAUACCCAGAAUAUUCAAUUCGACCUCGAUCACGUUCGGAACGAAGUAGGCUAA
This is a messenger RNA of Paraglomus occultum, 3309 nucleotides long. Lineage: Eukaryota; Fungi; Glomeromycota; Glomeromycetes; Paraglomerales; Paraglomeraceae. The record is from the annotation of a GenBank genome assembly.